CCCAAACUCCCCCUCGGCCUCUUGUCGCCUCCUAGACCACUGUCCCUGCAGUUCCUCAGGGAUGUGCUCUGUUUCCUCACUUCUGCGAUUCCAGACAGCACAGAGGCCGGGGCUGCAGACAGAUACUCAGACCUGACAGAGGCGGCCGCUGCCCCGGGACAGGCACAGGUAGGAUCCUAUGACCAGCUGCCCACUCCAGCCCACCGUGAUGGAGGCAAAUGAUUCCUCUCGUGUGGAUUCUGAGUUCCGAUACACCCUCUUCCCAAUUUUUUACAGCAUCAUCUUUGUGUUGGGGGUCCUCGCCAACAGCUAUGUGCUGUGGGUCUUUGCCCACCUGUACCCUUCCAAGAAAUUCAACGAGAUAAAGAUCUUCAUGGUGAAUCUCACCAUGGCUGACCUGCUCUUCCUGGUCACUCUGCCCCUGUGGAUCCUCUACUACUACAACGAGGGCAACUGGAUUCUUCCUGAAUUCCUGUGCAACCUCGCUGGCUGCUUCUUCUUCAUUAACACCUACUGCUCAGUGGCCUUUUUGGCCGUCAUCACUUAUAACCGCUUCCAGGCUGUAACACAGCCCAUCAAGACCGUUCAGGUCACCACCCGCAAGCGUGGCAUCCUUUUGUCCCUGAUCAUCUGGGUGGCCAUUGUGGUCGCUGCAUCCUACUACCUCAUCCUGGACUCCACCAACACAGUGCCCAACAAGACGGGCUCAGGCAACAUCACACGCUGCUUUGAGCACUACAAGAAGGGCAGUAUCCCAGUCCUCAUCAUCCACGUCUUCCUCGUGUUCAGCUUCUUCCUCGUCUUCCUCAUCAUCCUCUUUUGCAACCUGGUCAUCAUCGUCACGCUGCUCACGCAGCCGAUGCAGAUGCAGCGCAAUGCAGAGAUCAAGUGCCGGGCGCUCUGGAUGGUCUGCACGGUGCUGGCUGUGUUCAUCAUCUGCUUUGUGCCCCACCACAUUGUACAGCUGCCCUGGACCCUGGCUGAGCUGGACUUCCAGAAGAGCAACUCCCACCAGGCUAUUAACGAUGCACAUCAGAUCACUCUCUGCCUCCUUAGUACCAACUGUGUCUUAGACCCCAUCAUCUACUGUUUCCUCACCAAGAAGUUCCGUAAGCACCUAACGGAGAAGUUUUACAGUAUGCGCAGCAGCCGGAAAUGCUCCCGGCUCACCACGGAGACAGGCACCGAAGUGGUCAUGCCGCUCAAACAGGUCCCUGUCAAUUCCCUCAAAGAUUAGGCCCAGAUUGUUUGGAGCCCAGAGGCUUAUCCUCCAUGGACAUCAUGGAGGGACCUGGGGGAGGAAGGGGUAUCUGAUGCGGCCCUGGCAUCUGCUCCCUGGGCACUGGUGGCCCAUUAGGUAUGGAGGCUACCUCACCAAGGUGUCGAUACUGGGUAGAGCCAGACUGCUGGGAAAUCCAGAACUUGAAUGAGCCCUUUCAGCCACCUUUGGGCACAUGCCAUAAUAACCUUGGUUGGUAACCUCAUCCCGAGCGCCUGAGUCUGACAGCUCUGGAAGGAAUGUCAGGGCCAGGGGCAGUCCUUGGGGGUUGACACUGAGCCACCCAGUUCAUCCUACCAGGACAGCAGUCCCAAAUGAGUAAGUCCUAAAGUUUUGGGCAACCACUCCCUUUAUCACUAAAAAGUCAGAGAAGGGGUUUUGGAAAAGGGACGCUCCCCUCGCUGCGUGGCACCGUCUUUGGGAUAGACUUUUAAGCUAGGAUGGUGCCGCCCAGUCUCUACCUAAAGGCACAAGGUCUUUGUGGCACUCUCAGGGGAAGUGGCUUGGUGGAACCCUCUCCCGAGUCAUGCAACAACCUGUAUUGAGUGAUGACCAGAGAAGAUAAAACAUGCAUAGACCGAAAGCUAGGAUGGGGAGCCUGUCUCCUGGGGCAGAUGUGUGUUUCCGCACAGGCCUCACCUCAGGCCUGGGGCAGCUCUGGGGCAGCGGGAGAGACACAACACCCACAUCCACCUUCUGUCUCAACAAGGGACCCUGAAGAAGUAACUCCUGCAGCACAGCCACCCACUGUGGGUGGGCAAAGUCCCCUCAAAGCCAAAUUGGGGCCCUCCAGGCCACUGCGAUGCCCAGAGGCUUCCGUGGGAAAGGGCAGUUAGGCUGAGAAGUACCUGCAGGAAGGCCUCCAAGUGGAAGGAGUCCGUAGCUCCCCUCCCCACCUCACCUCUGAGAGGCCCCUCUGACUUAGCUGCCACGAGCUGAGAAGAGCAACUAGAAUCCCAAGGGCAGGCAGGCACUUUGAGUUCUGGGUGCAGAAGAGAGGUGAAAACUUCUCUUGAGGAGUUCUAGAUACCUGAGCCUCCUCUCGCACCCUGAGCACCUGCAGUGUGAACCUGACAGCCUCAGACCCAGGGGCUAGGAGGAGCCUUCCCUGGUUUCCAGAAAUCGUCUUCCCUUCCAGCCAGUGACCCCACAAAGCUGGGAUCCUCGUUUCCCGCAUACUGGGCUGAUUUUGAUAAAUGCCUCCCAAUGGGCCAGAGACCUGCUUGGGUCUGGGGUGGCAGUUGUGGGCUGGACUUAGCAGGUGGUGACUAGGUGGAUAGUGCAGCGGACUUGAACUUCGGUGUCACACAGACCCAGGUUCAAGCUGUGGCUUUGUCACUUCCUGCCCAGGGCCUGUGAACUGAGUUUCCUACCUCAUAGAGUUAUGAGGAGCAGAUACCUCUAGGUCAGGCUGACUGCUCAUCCCAGAUUCUCCCUUCUUCUGAGAAUUUGUUCCCCCGACCCUCCGAUAGGAGCUGAAGGGAUGAGAGGUGAGCAUCUGUCUCUAGUGGGGCCAGUCAGGUUCUCGCUUGGGAAUAAGCAGCAAGAUUCAGGGAUGCUCUUUCAGGCUCUGCAGGCCACUUACCGGAACACAUUUAAACUCUGGAGCUGUGUGUGUGUGUGUCUGCGUGUGUGUGUGAGGUGUGUGUGUGUGUGCGUGUGUGUGUGAGGUGUGUGUGUGAGGUGUGUGUGUCUGCAUGUGUAUGUGUGUGAGGUGUGUGUGUGUCUGCAUGUAUGUGUGAGUGUGUGAGGUGUGUGUCUGCAUGUCUGUGUGAGGUGUGUGUGUGUGUCUGCAUGUAUGUGUGAGUGUGUGUGAGGUGUGUGUCUGCAUGUUUGUGUGUGAGGUGUGUGUGCGCGUGUGUAUGUGUGUGAGGUGUGUGUGCGUGUAUGUGUGUGUGUCUGCAUGUUUGUGUGUGAGGUGUGUGUGCGCGUGUGUAUGUGUGUGCUUGUGUGUGAGGUGUGUGUGCGCGUGUGUAUGUGUGAGGUGUGUGUCUGCGUGUAUGUGUGAGUGUGUGUGUGUGAGAGGUGUGCGUGUGUGUGUGUGUGAGGUGUGUGAGUGUGGCCAGCGGGUCAGGGUUGAGGGAGGCACCUGCAUGAAUGUAGUAGAGAAAACGGCUCUGCUCAGAGAGAAGACAGAGGUGUGCAGAGCAAGGCAGAGACCAGGGGAACCGCAGGGGCCUGGAGCGAGGAGGGGCCGUGCUUCCAGGGGCCUGCUGGCUCCCUUCCUGCAGGCCCAGCCCUUCUCGAAGCUCAACAUCUGCGCUGCUUCCUUCGGGUCCUUGUGAGAUUCCCUUUUAGGAUACAUUCUCUUAUUUUGCUUAAGCUGAUUUGAGUGAUUAUCUAUUACUUGCAACCGAAAGAGUUCUGAAUGAGAUAAAUGCUUGUAUGCUAAAGCACAUUGUUUCUUGAAUUUCAGCCGUUUGUGUACUCCCCUCGUAAAUUUUGCAAUAUCCAUGUACCAUCUGUAUGUUUACUCAAGAAAUAUAUUUCUCUAAAUCGAGUCACUUUUUAAAACUUU
Lagenorhynchus albirostris (white-beaked dolphin) is the source of this 3797-nucleotide messenger RNA. It is a transcript of the gene PTAFR, whose product is annotated as platelet activating factor receptor. Gene Ontology annotation, cellular component: membrane. Bases 179 to 1237 code for a protein of 352 amino acids. The transcript has 5 exons. Gene Ontology annotation, biological process: G protein-coupled receptor signaling pathway; chemotaxis. The record is from RefSeq and is a predicted model, not a curated record. Gene Ontology annotation, molecular function: platelet activating factor receptor activity; G protein-coupled purinergic nucleotide receptor activity. Lineage: Eukaryota; Metazoa; Chordata; Mammalia; Artiodactyla; Delphinidae.